CUCGCGCACAACGCCCUUGCCCCGCCCCCGAUCUCCGCCUCCCAGUCCUCGCUGCUGCUGCUGCUCCAGCGCCGCGCGUCCCCGUCUCCCUCUCCCUCCCUCUCCCCCUCCGGUCACGCCUCAUCGCGGCCGUCGCGACCAAGGAGCCUGAGCUCGGCGGCGGUGGAUCGGGGGCCGGCGACGGUGCUGGAGGAGGUGGCGGUGGCAGCGGCAGCGACCCGAGGGGAGGAGGUCAGGAAGGGGCGGGGAGGCAGAGAAAAUGGGGCAUGAACUGUCCAUGUCGCAGAAACUCAGUCUCGCCUACGCCGCGCUCGUCGGAGCUGGUGGUGUAAUGGGAUAUAUGAAGAGUGGAAGCCAGAAAUCCUCAGCCCUGGUCCUGUACUUCGUCCACACUCAACUCCCUGUUAGACCUGUCUUUGCAUCGUCGAUUGGUUUAGGUAUAUCUGGCCGCGCUUCUGUCGGUGAUGGGGUCGCGCUUCAAGAAGUCCGGGAAGAUGUUCCCAGCUGGUGUCGUGUCCCAUGUAUCCCUGGUCAUGGUCGGAGGCUACUACCACGGCAUUUUUUUUUUCUGUUUCUUCAUGCAGUUUUGCUCGCCUUUGGUGUCUUUAAGGGACUGCUUCUUUUUUACUCCUCUGUGGAUGAUUUGUUGACUGUACCCACAGGUUAGUUCGUCUUCUGGGUAAUAACAGAUAGCAUUCGAGCUGAUUGAUAGCCGCGGGCAAUCGUAUGAUGCCACGACAGAAAACAUGGUGCGGCAUUCCAUUACAAGUGAACAACGAUCAAUCAAUGUAAC
Messenger RNA from Zea mays, 793 nucleotides. RefSeq names its product dachshund homolog 1-like. The transcript is spliced from 3 exons. Gene Ontology annotation, molecular function: fatty acid transmembrane transporter activity. The record is from RefSeq and is marked provisional. Gene Ontology annotation, biological process: fatty acid transport. Lineage: Eukaryota; Viridiplantae; Streptophyta; Magnoliopsida; Poales; Poaceae. Gene Ontology annotation, cellular component: chloroplast inner membrane. The coding region runs from base 260 to 667 and encodes 135 amino acids.